This is a messenger RNA of Daphnia magna, 492 nucleotides long. RefSeq lists its product as uncharacterized. The transcript has 3 exons. Bases 22 to 492 code for a protein of 156 amino acids. The record is from RefSeq and is a predicted model, not a curated record. NCBI's taxonomy places the organism in Eukaryota, Metazoa, Arthropoda, Branchiopoda, Diplostraca, Daphniidae.
GAUUUCUCGAAAAGUUAGGAAAUGGUUAAUGCCAAGUGUCUUAUAUGUUUUUGUACUCAACAAUCUAAAUUAGGAAAAGGACGGAAGUUCUACAAAAUACCAGAGUACACUAAAUGUGAUAGGUUUUCUGAUGGUGACAAAGUUCUCAUUGAAAAAAGAAGAAGACUUUGGAUGCAACUUGUAGAAAAAAACUUACAUGGAAGAAGUUGCAACUAUUUUGUGUGUUCACAUCACUUUGUCUCAGGUAAACCUGCAUAUUUGUAUUCAACGAAUGACAUUGAUUGGGUUCCAACGAUCAAUUUAGGCUCCCUUGGACAAGAUACCCAGUUGUUGUCCCUACCUACAGAUGAUUCUUUGGUAAAUGCUAAUGCAUCAGUGCAACAUGAAUGUGAAACACAACAGGAAAACACUUCAGGAACUCUAGUGUUUUAUAAUACAAAUCACGGUCCUCUUCAACUAAAGAAAGCACUAAUUGAGACAACUGAAACUUGA